AUGGGAAUAUUGUCAUUUGAGGACGAUUGUCGUCGGAUGGGAGAGAUUCGUAAUGUGAUGCGAUCGAGGAGCGGAAAGUUAUUAAAUAGAGGAGACAAAGGCAUUAUUCCAUUUGCCGUCAUUGAGCAGGAAGACUGUCAUAUGAUGGAAAUGUGUAGUUGUAGCUAGUAUGAUGGGGUAGAAAAGGAUACGACAGGUGUCCCUGAAGCAAAUGGCGCCCCAUUUCCUCCUCCUCCUCCUCCUUUUUUCACCACCCCGUUUCAAUUUCAUUUUCCUUUAAUGAAGAUGAGGAUGAAGUUAGCGUUUGUAUUCAACAGUGUAUCGAUGAAGCGACGAGUUAUGUUAAUGGCAAAUCAAAAACCACUCAUCAAUUGUCAGUUAUUAGCAGAAAUCAUAAGCGGUUCACCUUCGAUCGGUUGA
Messenger RNA from Cercopithifilaria johnstoni, 420 nucleotides. The record is from the annotation of a GenBank genome assembly. NCBI's taxonomy places the organism in Eukaryota, Metazoa, Nematoda, Chromadorea, Rhabditida, Onchocercidae.